AUGGCUGGAGAUAUUUUGAGAGAAGAAGGUCUUCCUACUACAACACCAAGAUACCAAUAUCAAGGCAUAAAGCAAUGUCUUAGAUGCUUCGAACUUGAGUUAGAGCGUUAUAACAGAGAUGGCCAACCCGCUGACUACUCGUAUAUUAUAUUUGAUCACGUGGAUGAGCGUUCCUUCCAGGAGUGUUUCGAGGACGAGUCUGGAGAAAGCCUCCUUACACAUUCAUUCGUGACAUACAACUUCAUUUCCCUCACUAUUGUCAUGAAACUGCCGACUCCUACGCACGAAACCGCCCAUCGUUCAUUCAGUGAAAUUUUUGCGACUUGGUCUCGUGGCCAGGAAAGCCGUCUUGUGCCUAUAGGACGUGUGACUAUCGAAGGUUCCACACGCAGAAAGUGCCCAGAUUCUAGCUGGAAGAGCUCAAUCCAAGCACCCGGAAGAGAUUUGAAGUGGCCGACAAUCCUUGUCGAAGUAGGGUGGUCUGAGUCAAGGGCCAAACUGAGGGAAGAUGUUUUGUUCUGGCUCCGUGAAUCAACCCAACAGGUCAAAGUCGCCCUUACUAUAGAGGUUACGCGGACGGGGAAUAUUACAGUUGAGCAAUGGGAACUCGACCAAAACACUGGCGGGACUUCUGUUCAGCCCAUCCAAACAAUGAAGAUCUCUCGAAAGCGACUUACCGGCCCAAACCAGUACCACAUCACAGGCUCGAUGGAUAUCCAAUUUGACGACUGCUUCCUUCGCGCGAAGAGGGGCAGCGAGACAGAUUUUCAUCUGUCAAACGACGAUAUGAAGGAAAUUGCAGAAGCUGUCCGAUCUUCUCGCUCUUGA
Penicillium egyptiacum is the source of this 828-nucleotide messenger RNA. NCBI's taxonomy places the organism in Eukaryota, Fungi, Ascomycota, Eurotiomycetes, Eurotiales, Aspergillaceae. The record is from the annotation of a GenBank genome assembly.